Gambusia affinis (western mosquitofish) is the source of this 3490-nucleotide messenger RNA. Its product is annotated as S-arrestin-like. Gene Ontology annotation, biological process: G protein-coupled receptor internalization; signal transduction. Bases 2002 to 3165 code for a protein of 387 amino acids. The record is from RefSeq and is a predicted model, not a curated record. NCBI's taxonomy places the organism in Eukaryota, Metazoa, Chordata, Actinopteri, Cyprinodontiformes, Poeciliidae. The transcript is spliced from 16 exons. Gene Ontology annotation, molecular function: G protein-coupled receptor binding. Gene Ontology annotation, cellular component: photoreceptor inner segment; photoreceptor outer segment.
AGGGAAACUCAGUUUGAUCUGAGCUUCUUAAUUACAUUUAUAUAAUAUAAAGUAUGGAUGAUAGAGGAGUCAGAGCCGGAUGCCAAUCAUUUCUCAGAUGUAAUCAUGAAAAUGAACCAUGACCAUCUUCCAUCAUAUUGUCUCUGAAUACAGGAAGAAUAUGGACCAAUACAGAUCAAUGCUGGAACUAUUAUUAUUAUUUAAUAACAAUAUUGAACAGGCUCAGUCACAAAGCAGAAAUGUUCAGAGAAAAGAUGAACUUUGUCUAAUAAAACUAAAAUGUAUCUUUAGUUUUCCUAAAGAUACAUUUUGGUUUUAUUUCAACAUUGAUUAUAGAGUUUACAGGUUGUCCUUGAAUGCAUCAUGAUGCCAUUUUGGUCACAUCUAGCUCUGUAGAUCUGCAGCAUCUUUCACAGAAUGUCAGAGGCCUGAAGCCCGGUUCUAGAGAGGCGACUGGUUCUGCUUCGGUUCAGUCCAGAUAAGAGCUGAAGGUGUGUGUGUGUGUGUGUGUGUGUGUGUGUGUCUGAGUUUAGCUGCUGUCAGCACUCAGACUGCUGACUCUGUCUCAGCUGAUCAGCUCAGCACAGACUCGUCCUGAUCACGCGUGUCAACAUGUUAUAAACAUGAUCCUGCUCUGAUCGUCCCAGAAGCUCAUGGAACUGGUUCUGGUUCUGAUCCGACAUGGACUCAUACUGAUGGUUGACUGAAGCAGAAACAUGAAGCUCAGACCAGCUAAGGCUCCAAAUAAAGACUGGAUUCUCUGAGAAUUAUCUCUAGCCAUCAAGUUGGUCAAAAAUAAAUAAAAUUUUAAAAAAUUAACAUUUAUUUUGAAAUUGCAAAUUAAACAUUUCAGAUUUUACUUUUAAAUUUUUUGUCGAUUUAACAGAUUUACCAUAAAUCAGACCUGGAAAUCAGAGAAAUCUUCCAUGAAGAAUCUCAACCUUUUAAAUAUUAUUUUCCCUCCUGAUUCCAGUUUGUAUUUAAAAAGCAUCAAACUUCCAGUUCAAACCUUCAUCCUGAUGAAUGAACCUCUGAUCACUUCCUGUCAUCCUGACAGUUUCAGGAACUCUUCCUCAUUCCACCAAACAAAACAAAUGAGCGAUCCAGAUAUAAUGGUGUUUGUGAUGCUGUAUGGUGCAACAUUAGGGCCAAAAUUAAGAUGACCAAACCCAGGAGGCUUCAUCCAUUCUGAAGCAGCUACUUUAAAAAUCAAACUGGAUAAAAUAUGAGACUUUCAGCUGCUUCCAUUUCCAUUGACCUGCUGGUUUAAAGCAUCCGGGUGAGUUUCAGCAAAAAAUGUUUACCUGAAUGUCACAAUGACGUCUGAGGCUUUAAGGUAAUUAAUGUUGUCAUCCUGCAUUGUUAUAAGUUACAGGCAGCCUUAGAUCUUCUCUGAGAUUUUCUUUUCUCAUUUUCUCAGCUGCAUUGUCUUUGCCUCUGUUUUUACUUUCAUACAUUUUUAUUCUUUUUUUCAGUUUUCUGACAUGGAAAUUAGUAGAAUCAUGGUUGGCUACAUGCCUCAAACAGAACUGCAGACAGUAAAAUAGAGGUGAAUGGAGAGUAUCGUUUAGUUUUAAAACAGGAAGUCAGGGAUGGAGCCGAUAACGAAGCUGAAGUUCUGGGCCUCAAUUUCAUAAUAAAAAUGUUGGAAUGACUUCAGCAGAUGGAAAUCUGUUCCUCUCAUCAUUUACAGCAGAACCCUGGAAACCAACUCCAGCUCCGUUUAACUGGUCAGUGUUUGUAGUUUACAUGUGGAGUUUCCUUAGAGCCAGUGUGCACGUGUGAGCGUGCACGUGGGAUGCAGUAAACAGAGCUGCAGACGGACGCUGCAGAUCUGCCUGCAGGAUUACAGAGUAAUGAUCAGCAUGCUGACCACGCUGUGUGCAGAGAUUAUAAAUACAUGUGAUCAGCUGCUAAACAAGCUUCUCCAUCUACAGUCGACUCCAUCUCAGGCUUUCUUCAUCCUCACCUGCUGCUUCAGUUUGAGACCCGUUGGUCAGGAUGAGUCCGAAACACGUUGUCUUCAAGAAGGUCUCCAGAGACAAGUCUGUGGCCGUCUACAUGGCGAAGAGAGACUUUGUGGAUCACUGUGACUCUGUGGAUCCAGUCGACGGCGUGAUUGUGAUCGACCCAGCACAGCUGAAAGGAAAGAAAGUUUAUGUGAUGCUGUCGUGCACGUUUCGAUACGGUCGUCAGGAUAUGGAUGUGAUGGGCGUGGCCUUCAGGAGGGACCUGUUCGUGGUGACCCGGCAGGUUUACCCAGAGUUGCAGGACAAAGAGAAGCUGACCCACUCCAAGGUCCAGCAGAAGCUUCUGCACAAACUAGGAGACAGCGCCUACCCUUUCUUCUUCGAGUUUCCAGACAACCUGCCGUGUUCUGUCAGUCUGCAGCCCGGUCCGAAUGAUGUGGGAAAGAAAUGUGCGGUGGAGUUUGAGGUGAAGGCGUUCCGUGGGGAGAAUCAGGAUGAGAAGAUCGAUAAACAGAGCUCAGUUCGUCUCACCAUCCGAAAGAUCCAGUUCAGUCCAGAGAACACUGAAGUGACUCCAUUCGCAGACAUGACCUUUGAGUUCUUGAUGUCCGAAAAACCUCUACAUGUCAAGCUCACCCUUCCCAAAGAGACGUUUUACCACGGUGAGCCGGUCAAAGCCAACGUUGAAAUCACCAACUCCUCCAGCAGGAACAUCAAAGACAUCAGUUUGUCAGUUGAGCAGGUGACCAAUGUGGUGCUCUACUCCAACGACAAAUAUGUGAAAUCUGUGGCCAAAGAAGAGACUGAGGAUUCGGUUCCCUCUGGUACCACACUGAAGAAGGAGUACACUCUGUACCCUCUGCUGGCGUACAACAAGGACCGCAGAGGAAUCGCUCUGGAUGGACGGCUGAAACAUGAAGACACCAACCUGGCUUCGUCCAGCAUUGUGAAGCAGGAGGUGCUGAAAGAGGUCCAGGGGAUGCUGGUUUCCUACAAGGUGGUACUGAAAAUGAUAGCCUCCGGGACGGUGGGGUCCAGUGAGGUUUCUGUGGAGGUGCCCUUCAAACUGAUGAACCCAAAAUCAGAACCAGCGAAGGACAGUGAACCUGACGACAUGGUGUUUGAAGACUUUAAACGGGCCUACCUGAAGGGCGUGGUCUACGGAGAUGAUGAUGAGUCUCCAGCUGAGGCCUAAACUACAAAGAUGGCCGACAGCAUCGACUGCUCAGUUCUUCACCUAAAGAUCAAUGGACAUUCAGGACAGAGGAGUCAUCAGAGGAACCUCACAUGGUUACCCUGCAAGAUGCCUGUUGUGAAGUCCUCAGAGUUAGAUAGUGCCUGUAGUUGUUAACCUCUGACAGUUCCUCAGUGGAGGCGUAGCUCAAAUCUGUAUGUCCCUCUGUAGAGGUGGAGGUACCUAAGGGGCGGGGCUACAUAUAUUUGUAGUAUUGUUCUGUUGAUUCUAGUGAAUCAGAUACAGACCAGAGUUCAGAAUGUAAUUUUUAACUGUUCUCAAAUUA